Peromyscus eremicus (cactus mouse) is the source of this 1143-nucleotide messenger RNA. RefSeq names its product solute carrier family 25 member 26 (gene Slc25a26). The record is from RefSeq and is a predicted model, not a curated record. Gene Ontology annotation, molecular function: S-adenosyl-L-methionine transmembrane transporter activity. Gene Ontology annotation, biological process: transmembrane transport. Lineage: Eukaryota; Metazoa; Chordata; Mammalia; Rodentia; Cricetidae. Gene Ontology annotation, cellular component: mitochondrial inner membrane. The transcript has 10 exons. The coding region runs from base 88 to 912 and encodes 274 amino acids.
CCCCAAACAUGGCGGCGCCCAGCUCUUUGGUUCACCACCUGCUUCUGCUCCACCUCUAAUCUUACCCUUGCCGGAGUCGCCGGGGCCAUGGACGCGCCCGGCUUCAUGGCGUCGCUGGUGGCUGGAGGAGUAGCAGGUGCCUCUGUUGACUUGAUCUUAUUUCCUUUGGACACUAUUAAGACAAGGCUGCAGAGUCCCCAAGGAUUCAGCAAGGCUGGUGGUUUCCGUGGGAUCUAUGCUGGCGUCCCUUCUACAGCUGUCGGAUCCUUUCCUAAUGCUGCUAUGUUUUUUCUCACCUAUGAAUAUGUGAAAUGUUUGCUGCACACUGACUCGACUCCACACGUCAGGCCCAUGAAGCACAUGCUGGCCGCCUCUGCGGGAGAAGUGGUUGCCUGCUUGAUUCGAGUGCCUUCUGAAGUGGUUAAGCAGAGGGCACAGGUGUCUGCUUCUUCAAAAACCUUGCAGAUUUUUUCUACUAUCUUAAAGGAAGAGGGCAUCCAAGGACUGUACCGAGGCUACAGAAGCACAGUGUUGAGAGAGAUUCCUUUCUCCUUGGUCCAGUUUCCCUUGUGGGAAUCCCUGAAAGCCCUCUGGUCGUGGCGGCGGGGUCAUGUGGUGGAUUCUUGGCAGUCAGCAGUCUGUGGAGCUUUUGCAGGUGGGUUUGCAGCUGCAGUUACUACCCCUCUGGAUGUGGCUAAGACAAGGAUCAUGCUGGCAAAGGCGGGCUCCAGCACUGCUGAUGGGAAUGUGCUCUCUGCCAUGCACAGGGUGUGGCGUUCACAAGGACUAGCAGGGUUAUUUGCAGGUGUCUUCCCACGAAUGGCAGCAAUCAGUAUGGGAGGCUUCAUCUUUCUGGGUGCCUAUGACCAGACCCGCAGCUUGCUGUUAGAAGUGGGCAGGAAGAGCCCGUGAAGUGGACACUGCAUCCUUGGAGAAGAGGACUGCUGUGCAAUCCCUGUCCUCCCGGGACUGGCUCAGUCAUCCAAGCAAGGAAGUUGACGCUGCAGCGUGGUGCCUUGAGGAGUGCUGCAGAGUGCAGCCCUGAGUGUCGUCCGAGGCACAGGCUGCCCCUGAGGAAACUGUCCUGAGUGGACCUUCAGAUCAGCAUCUCAGACCCCUCAAUAAAUCCUCUUGGUAAGCUCA